This is a messenger RNA of Leishmania mexicana MHOM/GT/2001/U1103, 6018 nucleotides long. RefSeq lists its product as hypothetical. NCBI's taxonomy places the organism in Eukaryota, Euglenozoa, Kinetoplastea, Trypanosomatida, Trypanosomatidae. The record is from RefSeq and is a predicted model, not a curated record. The transcript has a single exon. The coding region runs from base 1 to 6018 and encodes 2005 amino acids. Gene Ontology annotation, cellular component: cytoskeleton.
AUGUCUUUUUCGAGCAACAUCAAUCCCCCCUUUACCCAACUGCAACCUGGGCAGGUGGUCGCCUACGACUACCUCCACGCUGCGAAGACAUGGCAGUGGACCCUGGGUACGGUGCGUGAGAUCAAGGACUACACGGCCGUCGUGCAGCAAUGGGGCCUUCACACCGGAGACAUUGACACGCUGCGCUCCAUUCUCCUCAAAGAGGUCGACACGGAAAAUGGACGCAUGAAGAACUAUCAUGACAUGCUGGGCGUCGCACGAGAGAAGCUCGCAUCCAUCCGCCGUAGCAACGAGGAUCGUGUUUCACACGUUCGAGGUCACUUUGACAAGGCCCGUGAAAAAGUAGAGCUCAUUGACGAGGUCGAUUUGCGCAAGGUCACGGCCCAGGCCGCCCCAUCCCCGGUUGCUGUAGCAGUGCUGAAGGCGGUGUGGGCGGUGGCCAAGUGCGAUCCCACGGCGGUUGAGUUCUACGAGUGGGCAGAUGUGCAACUGGAGUACCGCAAGACAGCCGCUCUCGAUGAGAUCGCCAAGACAGACGUUCUCACGAAGCCCUACCCUUCUGCGGAAAGCCUGCAGCAGUCCCUGGAGCAGGACCCCAAGCUGAACUACAAGGCGGCGGCGCGCAACUCGCCGGUGGUGGCCAGCCUCCACGCGUGGGUCACCACGGCUCUUGCCUACCAGCAGGCGUACAACCUCCUGGCGCACGACAAGCGCAUCCAGGAGCAGAACGACGCCAUCGCAGCCGCCAUUGCUGGCAUGAAGGCCUGUCGCGCCAAGAUCGCCAAGCUCAAGGACGAGCUGUCUUCAAAGGACGCGGCUGCACUCCCCGGUCAGGUCACCUCCUUCACCAGGACAUCAGUCCUCGUGACCAUUCCGUUGUCCGCCGUCAUCUCUCCGGUCAACGUGGACAGCGAUGUAAAGGGAUGCGUGCUGACUAAGGAUGAGGUCGAGCAAAUUCUCCUUGAAGCUAAGGCAUUGCGUUUUCAACUAAAGAGUCGCAUGAACUCUAUUGCCUCCCGGUACGUCGAAGCAGCAGCAGAACUGCACACACUCUCCCUUUACACUGCAGAGCUGGAAAAAAAGCGUCUCUACCUACAGGAGCACUACUUUUCGUCUAUUAUCCGAAAUGGUGAGGCAGAAGCCAAGUGGGAACGCACUGAGGACACUCAGAAGGAAAUCGAUCGUUUGAAUGCCCUGGUUGCUGAACUGCAAAACCAUGAUGAGAGGUGGGAACCAGAUUACGAAGCUGUCUCAGUGGCAACAUCACACGUGAAGAAGUACCCUGGUGCCGAAUGGGCGUACUUGAUAGCAGAGAGAUUCGAGGAAGUGCGUGCCGCCUUCGCUUCUGAUACAGCGCUUGCAGUCCACGUUGAUCCCAACUUUGUUCAGCACAUUAAGUUUGUCCCAGAGUGUGAUCAGUUGUGUGUGAGAUGUGAGAUAACCCACCCUGCCAAGAUGACGCGAACGGAAGUGGAUGAGCGUCUUUCGGAGAUGCCCACACGGCUGAUGAAUUACAUUUACAAAAAUCGCGACGCUCCAAAAACAGGUCUGGACAGGGCCGUGACUGAAAUCUGCCACGCCCUGGGAAUCGACGAUCACAAGUUUGCGGGGCUUGGCUUCGACGAGUUCGUUACCCAACUUGCCGGAUUCGACUACUUAGGAGACAAAGACGCAUACGAGAGCGAAAUUGGGGAUCUUCUCAUGCUUCUGGAUAAGAUCAACAACGAGAACAGGUCGCUCCAGUACACCCUUGAAAAGUCUGCGGAACGCUUCAAGAAGCAGGCUGCGGUGCUUCAGCGCGAUCAGGACGCUCUCACCCUGCGCAACUCGGACCUUGCCGAUGAGAUUGAUCGCCUUCAAAACCUCGUCGCAAAGCUUAAGGACCUUGCAGACAAGCAAGGCGCACAGCUCGAGCACUACCACAUGCAGCACCAGGAAGCACAACAGCUUCGCGCACACCGCAAUCUCUCACCCAUCCCACCCACCGCAGAGGAACCGUUGUACGCCGUUACUAUCGAUGAGUUGAACGCUCAAAAGGCACUCUGUGACGAAGAAAAACAACGCGCAGACAACCUCGAGACCCAGCUUGACGCACAGGAAGCCGCUAUAACGCAGCUUCAAAGCCACCUACACGAAGCCCAAUGUCGUAGCAAUGACCUCGACAACAAACUUCAACUUGCCGCCCAGCUCAGCGAAAAACAACAACAGCAGCUCGACGCCUUCCACCAGCAGCGCCGCGCUGCCAAAGACGCUCGCGCCGAUGAACCCGAGCUCGCUGCGGCCGAUGGGCUCUCGCUGUCAUAUGCCCACACAAGCAGCCGCACCCGCCUCUCUGCCGUCGUGAACGUGAGCAGAGAGGCCGUCGACCCCGCCACCCUCGCCGCAGACCCGCUCUACGUAGUGACGCUAGAUGAAUACAAAUCCAAACAGGCCGCGCUCCACAACGCAGAGGACCAGGCCGAGGCGCUGGCCAGCGACAACGAGCGGCUGGCCGCCGAGCUGGAGAGGGCGCAGGAGGAGGCCGAGCGGCUGGCCGGCGACCUGGAGAAGGCUGAGGAAGAGGCCGAGACGCUCGCGGGUGAGCUCCAGAAGGCGCAGGAGGAGGGUGAGAGGCAGCUGGCCGACAACCGCAAGCUGGCCAGCGACAACGAGCGGCUGGCCGCCGAGCUGGAGAGGGCGCAGGAGGAGGCCGAGCGGCUGGCCGGCGACCUGGAGAAGGCCCAGGAGGAGGGUGAGAGGCAGCUGGCCGACAACCGCAAGCUGGCCAGCGACAACGAGCGGCUGGCCGCCGAGCUGGAGAGGGCGCAGGAGGAGGCCGAGCGGCUGGCCGGCGACCUGGAGAAGGCUGAGGAAGAGGCCGAGACGCUGGCGGGUGAGCUCCAGAAGGCGCAGGAGGAGGGUGAGAGGCAGCUGGCCGACAACCGCAAGCUGGCCAGCGACAACGAGCGGCUGGCCGCCGAGCUGGAGAGGGCGCAGGAGGAGGCCGAGCGGCUGGCCGGCGACCUGGAGAAGGCUGAGGAAGAGGCCGAGACGCUCGCGGGUGAGCUCCAGAAGGCGCAGGAGGAGGGUGAGAGGCAGCUGGCCGACAACCGCAAGCUGGCCAGCGACAACGAGCGGCUGGCCGCCGAGCUGGAGAGGGCGCAGGAGGAGGCCGAGCGGCUGGCCGGCGACCUGGAGAAGGCUGAAGAAGAGGCCGAGACGCUGGCGGGUGAGCUCCAGAAGGCGCAGGAGGAGGGUGAGAGGCAGCUGGCCGACAACCGCAAGCUGGCCAGCGACAACGAGCGGCUGGCCGCCGAGCUGGAGAGGGCGCAGGAGGAGGCCGAGCGGCUGGCCGGCGACCUGGAGAAGGCUGAGGAAGAGGCCGAGACGCUGGCGGGUGAGCUCCAGAAGGCGCAGGAGGAGGGUGAGAGGCAGCUGGCCGACAACCGCAAGCUGGCCAGCGACAACGAGCGGCUGGCCGCCGAGCUGGAGAGGGCGCAGGAGGAGGCCGAGCGGCUGGCCGGCGACCUGGAGAAGGCUGAGGAAGAGGCCGAGACGCUGGCGGGUGAGCUCCAGAAGGCGCAGGAGGAGGGUGAGAGGCAGCUGGCCGACAACCGCAAGCUGGCCAGCGACAACGAGCGGCUGGCCGCCGAGCUGGAGAGGGCGCAGGAGGAGGCCGAGCGGCUGGCCGGCGACCUGGAGAAGGCUGAGGAAGAGGCCGAGACGCUGGCGGGUGAGCUCCAGAAGGCGCAGGAGGAAGGUGAGAGGCAGCUGGCCGACAACCGCAAGCUGGCCAGCGACAACGAGCGGCUGGCCGCCGAGCUGGAGAGGGCGCAGGAGGAGGCCGAGCGGCUGGCCGGCGACCUGGAGAAGGCUGAGGAAGAGGCCGAGACGCUGGCGGGUGAGCUCCAGAAGGCGCAGGAGGAGGGUGAGAGGCAGCUGGCCGACAACCGCAAGCUGGCCAGCGACAACGAGCGGCUGGCCGCCGAGCUGGAGAGGGCGCAGGAGGAGACCGAGCGGCUGGCCGGCGACCUGGAGAAGGCCCAGGAGGAGGGUGAGAGGCAGCUGGCCGACAACCGCAAGCUGGCCAGCGACAACGAGCGGCUGGCCGCCGAGCUGGAGAGGGCGCAGGAGGAGGCCGAGCGGCUGGCCGGCGACCUGGAGAAGGCUGAGGAAGAGGCCGAGACGCUGGCGGGUGAGCUCCAGAAGGCGCAGGAGGAGGGUGAGAGGCAGCUGGCCGACAACCGCAAGCUGGCCAGCGACAACGAGCGGCUGGCCGCCGAGCUGGAGAGGGCGCAGGAGGAGGCCGAGCGGCUGGCCGGCGACCUGGAGAAGGCUGAAGAAGAGGCCGAGACGCUGGCGGGUGAGCUCCAGAAGGCGCAGGAGGAGGGUGAGAGGCAGCUGGCCGACAACCGCAAGCUGGCCAGCGACAACGAGCGGCUGGCCGCCGAGCUGGAGAGGGCGCAGGAGGAGGCCGAGCGGCUGGCCGGCGACCUGGAGAAGGCUGAGGAAGAGGCCGAGACGCUGGCGGGUGAGCUCCAGAAGGCGCAGGAGGAGGGUGAGAGGCAGCUGGCCGACAACCGCAAGCUGGCCAGCGACAACGAGCGGCUGGCCGCCGAGCUGGAGAGGGCGCAGGAGGAGGCCGAGCGGCUGGCCGGCGACCUGGAGAAGGCUGAGGAAGAGGCCGAGACGCUGGCGGGUGAGCUCCAGAAGGCGCAGGAGGAGGGUGAGAGGCAGCUGGCCGACAACCGCAAGCUGGCCAGCGACAACGAGCGGCUGGCCGCCGAGCUGGAGAGGGCGCAGGAGGAGGCCGAGCGGCUGGCCGGCGACCUGGAGAAGGCCCAGGAGGAGGGUGAGAGGCAGCUGGCCGACAACCGCAAGCUGGCCAGCGACAACGAGCGGCUGGCCGCCGAGCUGGAGAGGGCGCAGGAGGAGGCCGAGCGGCUGGCCGGCGACCUGGAGAAGGCUGAGGAAGAGGCCGAGACGCUGGCGGGUGAGCUCCAGAAGGCGCAGGAGGAGGGUGAGAGGCAGCUGGCCGACAACCGCAAGCUGGCCAGCGACAACGAGCGGCUGGCCGCCGAGCUGGAGAGGGCGCAGGAGGAGGCCGAGCGGCUGGCCGGCGACCUGGAGAAGGCUGAGGAAGAGGCCGAGACGCUGGCGGGUGAGCUCCAGAAGGCGCAGGAGGAGGGUGAGAGGCAGCUGGCCGACAACCGCAAGCUGGCCAGCGACAACGAGCGGCUGGCCGGCGACCUGGAGAAGGCUGAGGAAGAGGCCGAGACGCUCGCGGGUGAGCUCCAGAAGGCGCAGGAGGAGGCCGAGAGUCGGGCGAGAGUGCUUGCUGACAAGGAUACAGAGCUGGCCGCGUUUCGGGCGAAGCGGAGCGCUGCGAAGGAAGCGCGCACCGGGGAACGGGAGCUGGCGGCAGCUGAUGGGGUCUCGCCGGUCGAUACCGGCGCAGGCAACGGCAGACGGCCCGCUGCCCAGGUGCCCCACGGCGGGGACUCUGUGGACCCCGCAACCAUCGCGGCAGAGCCGCUCUACGUGGUGACGCUAGAUGAGUACAAAGCUAAGCAGGCCGCUUUGGAGAAGGCACUGGCGCUGGCCUGUGCUGCGCAGGAAGCUGCGGAGGAAAAGUUGAGGGAAAACUCAGGACUGAUGGUGGAACUUGAGAAAGUACGCGAUCAAGCUUAUGAGGUGGAUUGUCGUCGGCAAGAAGAUGGUGCGGCCAUGGAGGGGGAGCUUCUUGUUGUUUUGAUGGAGUUGAAGAAGCUGAAGGGAAUCAAUGAUGCACUGCUGGCCCUAUUACGCGACAAGGAAUGCGAAGUAAAGGAACUGCGCUAUCACAAUGAGCUUUGGGAGGAUCCCCCCGGGGACAAGAAGCAGAUUGUCACCCGGCACACGAAGAUAUUUGAUGGAAACUGGGAAAGGAUUGUUCGCGAGCGUCCAGAGGCGCUAUUUGCGGCGUUUAUAAUUGAUUCCGGUAAUGCAUGCCACGUUCCCGGCAACAACAUCAAACAAGUGAGCUUUGAUCACGACUAA